Molecule: messenger RNA, 1427 nt
Organism: Salvelinus namaycush (lake trout)
Lineage: Eukaryota; Metazoa; Chordata; Actinopteri; Salmoniformes; Salmonidae
Product: CUGBP Elav-like family member 3
Exons: 13
Coding region: 4-1341 (445 amino acids)
Biological process (GO): regulation of alternative mRNA splicing, via spliceosome; mRNA splice site recognition
Cellular component (GO): cytoplasm; nucleus; ribonucleoprotein complex
Molecular function (GO): mRNA binding
Source: RefSeq, a predicted model, not a curated record
UCAAUGAAGGAGGCCGAUGCAAUCAAGCUCUUCAUCGGGCAGAUACCCCGAAAUCUUGAGGAGAAGGACUUGAAACCCAUCUUUGAACAGUUCGGGAAGAUCUAUGAGUUGACGGUGAUAAAGGACAAAUACACAGGGAUGCACAAAGGCUGUGCCUUCCUGACAUACUGCGAACGAGAGUCUGCACUCAAAGCCCAGAAUGCACUACACGAGCAGAAGACGCUACCAGGGAUGAACCGGCCCAUUCAAGUGAAGCCAGCAGACAGCGAGGGCAGAGGGGACCGGAAGCUGUUUGCUGGCAUGCUGGGGAAGCAGCAGUCGGAUGCUGACGUGAGGAAGAUGUUUGAGGCGUUUGGGAGCAUUGAAGAGUGCACAGUGCUCCGCGGGCCUGACGGCACUAGCAAAGGCUGUGCCUUUGUGAAGUACCAGAACAACGUAGAGGCUGCGGCAGCCAUCAGCACUCUGCAUGGGAGCCGCACUCUACCGGGUGCCUCCUCCAGCCUAGUGGUGAAGUUCGCCGACUCUGAGAAAGAGCGAGGGAUAAGGCGCAUGCAGCAGGUGGCGUCCCAGCUGGGGGUCAUCAGUCCCAUGACCUUACACCUCGGGGCUUACAAUGCCUACACACAGGUACUGGUGCAGCAGCAGGCUCUGGUGGCCCAGUCGGCGUAUUUGUCUCCUGUAUCCACCAUUACCAUGCAGCAGUUGGCUGCCCUCAACCCCAGCAGCCUCAUUGCCACGCCCAUCGCAUCACUUACUACCUCAGGUACCAGCACUCCGCCCACCAUGGCAGCCACACCGGUGCCUGCUCUGCCUCCACCACUCAGCUACCCUCCAGUGCCAGCUCCACCCAAUGGACAGUCAGCAUCUGAAACCCUGUACACCAAUGGAGUUCAUUCUUACCAAGCUCAGAGUCCAGUUUUGGAUCCUAUUCAGCAAGCAUACGCAGGGAUGCAGCACUACACAGCAACCUACCCUGCUGCCUAUGGAAUGGUGGGGCAGCCAUUCCCACACCAACACACAAUGCUUGCACAGCAACACCAGCAGCCUCAGCAACUGCAGCAACGAGAAGGGCCUGAGGGGUGUAACAUCUUCAUCUAUCACCUGCCUCAGGAGUUCUCUGACUCAGAGAUGCUGCAAAUGUUCGUCCCCUUCGGCAACGUCAUCUCAGCAAAGGUCUUUGUUGACCGCGCCACCAAUCAGAGCAAGUGCUUUGGUUUUGUGAGUUUUGACAACCCGUCCAGUGCUCAGACCGCAAUUCAGGCCAUGAAUGGUUUCCAGAUUGGCAUGAAGAGACUCAAGGUGCAGCUUAAGAGGCCCAAGGAUGCCAACCGACCCUACUAAAUGAGGGAAGAUAUGAGUUCUAUCAAGAAACUACUUCCAGCAUUUUGGUUUCGCCCAAACCGUAUAACAAAGGAGCAACAACACUU